Biomphalaria glabrata is the source of this 7759-nucleotide messenger RNA. RefSeq names its product extracellular serine/threonine protein CG31145-like. The record is from RefSeq and is a predicted model, not a curated record. Gene Ontology annotation, molecular function: phosphotransferase activity, alcohol group as acceptor. Lineage: Eukaryota; Metazoa; Mollusca; Gastropoda; Planorbidae. Gene Ontology annotation, cellular component: Golgi apparatus. The transcript has 11 exons. Bases 898 to 2616 code for a protein of 572 amino acids. Gene Ontology annotation, biological process: protein phosphorylation.
AAGGAGGCUGGAAAUAAAAGAAGGUGCUAAGCGCAUUUCCAGACAUUGUGAGGGGGAAAAAAUAAGAGAGGAGAGAAAAAAAGCAUGUCGGAUCUGUUUAGUCACGGUCUUAAUAGGUCAGUGCGCGGCCCAGAAUUCCUUAACAGAGCGGAUACAACUCACUGGCGAGUAAGAUGAUGGGGAGGUUGUAUCGUAUGCUAGCAAGUGUUGACCAAGCUUGCUCGGUGAAGUUCUUGUGUAUGUUUGUGCUAGUUCCAGUAGCUUCAUAGUACGCCGCAGACUUUCACAUCGGACACGUGGAUAUUCUUACAACUGGCAAAUGUCACGUGAUAAAAAAAAGGGAGGAGGGUGUUUAUGUUGGCCUUAAGUAAGUAGGGGGCCUAUAGUUUUACAUAUUUGUAAACAGCCAGGAAGCUGUUAUCAGGGGCUGUUAGUCAGGAGCUGUUAGUCAGGGGGCUGUUAGUCAGGGGCUGUUCAACCUUUUGAAAGUUGAGACUUGUACGUGUCGAUGUAGAAUGAACGAAGAAUCUGCAGAGACAAUCAAUGCGAGUCUACUUUAGAACACAAAUCUUUGACUGAUCCAGUAAAUCUAUAAUAUCAUGGUUAUAUCUACAGCACUGUUAUGUUGAACUUAUAUAUUUAAAAAAUAUUCACUUUGAUUGAUUGAUGCAUUGAGCGAAUCAAUUACUGAGGCCAGGAUUACCAACAAUGCAAGGAUGUAUCAAGCGUAAGGGAGAUAAGUUAGUGAUCAUAAAUCAGGGACUGAUUAUUAUAUUAUCGUAAGAGAACUUCUCAUUAUUAACGAAUAUACAUCUGCUGAUGCCCUUUCCAUACUGUGCCUGGUCACGGGUAGCCCAGCAAAUAAACGCUCUAUCUGAGAAUGAGCUGAUUUGAACCAUGGGCUACUGGACAUACGCUCGGAGAAGAUGGAAGUGGUUCUUGUGGUUACUAGUGACGGCGGUGGUGCUCAUCAAUGCGGCCAUCUUUAUCGGUUUGACCGGGCCACGUGACCAGCUUAGUGUCAGGCAGGCGGAAGAUGAAUCUCAUCUGUUGAUUGCUAGGAAGAAUCUGAACAAGAGCAGAGGCAACUCCAGUGGUCAAGCUUAUGCAGAUUGGGAACAGAAAGAUCCCCUAGGCGGUGAUCGCGGGAAGCACUUGAAUCAAGAAAACAGCCAGAAGCAGGACCAGAAUUUGGCAGACCAUGGCUACGAUGCCAAUCAGCCUAAAGAAGUGGAUGUCAACUAUAACAGUCGUACCAACUACACGUACAAAGACAAUGAAGAAGAUAAUGAUGAUGAAGAGAUUAUAGAGCUCCUGAAGCAAAAAGAUGAUCAGGAAGAUUAUGUUCAACAGAAGGGAGGCCAGAAUCAUGGCGCUAGAGCUAAUUAUAGUAUCACACAAGUUGACCAGUUUGUACAAAAGUUCCAAUCAGUUUACAAAAAUUCCCCAUAUGCUGUUGAUAUAGAAAGCAAAUAUCUGAUACAUCUAAGAAGGAUAACCUCAUUAAGAAAGAAAGGUCCUAGAUUAGUGGAUUAUCUCCAUGAGAAGGGUACACACUCAUGGGAAAUAUUUCACUCUGAGAUUCGACAACAUGCCCUCUAUGAUCCGGAUGAGGGUUACUUGAAGUCACUUUUAAAAGAUAUGGUCAUGAAAGAAGUGGUGGAUGUUGAGCAAAAAGAAGGUGGAACUCAAAUUAAAUUAAUCAUAACACUGGAAGAUGAUGGUCAGUCAUUGUUUAAACCAAUGAGAUUUCCACGUCAACAAGAAACACUUCCUGAUCAUUUCUAUUUUGCUGAUUAUGAAAGACACAAUGCUGAAAUAGCUGCCUUUCAUUUAGACAUGCUACUUGGUUUUCAUCGUGUGCCACCAACAGUUGGUCGUGUCAUGAAUGUCAGCCAUGAUUUGCACAGAUUGUCUAACAAAAAGUUGGCAAGAACAUUUUUCAUAUCUCCUGCUGGCAACUGGUGCUUCCAUGGCUCAUGUUCUUACUACUGUGAUUCCUCACAUCCCAUUUGUGGCCAUCCUAUAAUGUUAGAAGGAUCAAUGGCAGCAUUCUUACCUCCAGUAGAAAGAGCUAAAAGAAAAACAUGGAGAAAUCCAUGGAAAAGGUCUUACAGUAAACAUCGAAAGGCUUACUGGGAGCUGAAUAAUGACCUUUGUGAAAAAAUUAAAGAAAAAGAGCCAUACAACACUGGCAGACGACUCCUUGAUAUUUUAGACAUGGCUGUAUUUGAUUUUCUUACAGGAAACUUAGAUAGACAUCAUUAUGAAACAUUCCAGGAUUUUGAUAAUGAAACAUUUUUACUUCAUUUAGACAAUGGUCGUGCGUUUGGGAAAUCCAAGUAUGACUGUAUAUCUUGCAUUGCACCUGUUCGGCAGUGCUGCAUGAUUCGUCUGUCCACACUUUCAAAACUUGUGAAACUUUACAGUGGUCCUGAUAGUCUCAGCACACUUAUGAGGUUCUCAAUGCACUCAGAUCCUGUGGAUCCAAUUUUAGUAGAACCUCACCUACAAGCACUAGACCGAAGAGUCAGUAAACUCUUACACAUAAUCUACAGUUGUCUAGCCGAAGGAAAAUCGUGGAAUGAAGUGAUUAUAGAUGAUGGCAUAACAUGAUCACUAACUAGGUUACAAAGACCUUAGUCAGUGUUUAACCGUUAUAUGUAAGUUCAUCACAGAAGAAAGAACUGAGAAUGAUGAUGAAUCAUUACACAGUACUGUGAUAACCUAAACUACUAAUGUUCAGAAAAUUUAUGUGGGCAUGAUAACAGCUUAGUAACAUUUAAUAAGAAGCAUAUUACAUUGUUAUAAAGCAUGUACUAAUCUGCUGUUAACUAGAUUGAGGAUAAAAACCAUUGAUUAGUCCCAUUAUAUAUAUUUAUUUAUAUAUUACGUAUACUUUGAUAAGACCAAUACCGGUGUUUGUUAUACUAUACUCACAUUAUUGAUGUUUUAUAAACACAAUGAUAUAUGAUGCUUUUUUAACACAAAAGAAUUCCACCGCUAUUAAAAAAGACAGUAAAACAUUUUGUAAUAUGUGAAUAACAAUUGUCUCUGUUAAAAAAAAGUGUUUUCCCAAUGAAUUAAUCAUCUUCUUUUGUUUAAUAAUGUAGGCCUAAAUUAAAGUACUGUCUAAUUUGCUUUUUCAUUAGCUGCUUACAUAUUUUGAUGAACCAUCUUUAAAAAUGAUUUGGUUAGUGUAAAUGAUAAAAGAUUACUUGAAAAUUUAAUAGCAUAGAUUUUUUUAAAAAUGUAUUUCUACUAUAUUUACAAGUAUGUAUGGUAUCCUAACAAUAUAAAAAAUAAUUUUUGCUUUCUCACAUUUUAAUAUAAUAAUAAUUUUCAAUAUCAGUAACUAUAAAUGUUGAUUUUUAUAAAAAGAAAAGGUCUCUUAACAAUUUUGAAAUUGAAAAGGUUUCUUCAAAAUUUAGAAAUUAGUCUACAAAAUUAGAGUCAAGAAUAGGUUAAUCAUUAUUUUGAGGUACCAGCUGAUAUGCUUAACAUCAUAAUGAUAGUACUUUAAGCACUCAUGGCUGUGAAAAUGUAUAUGCAUAAUAAUCAUCAGAACUUUAACCAUGAAAUAUGUAGAUAGUAUUUAAUAAUAUUAAAUUUCAGUUGUAAAAGAAUUCAUUUUAGUUGGCUUAUUUCAGUUGUAUAAUGACUCUGGUUAAUCUUGUAGAGCACUUUUUCAUGUGCCUGUAGAAUCUUACUCUGGCUAGACAUUCCCAUCUACAUUACAAUGCAGGUAAAGGUGGCAUUUUCUUUGGUGGUAGAGGAACCAGUGGAAAAGCCUUGGCCUCAUCUUUGGAAAAUAAAUCAUUAAUGAUUAAUUAAUUGAAUGUCCUCUUGAAAAAUAAUUUAACUUUACAUGCUUUAAAUAAGAAAGACCAAUAUAUUAAUUCAAAAUGAGCACAAAAUUGUUCAAUUCAAUAUUUUUUUCAUACAAUAAACUAGUGCUAAAAAUAAUCCAAGAACAAUUAUCAUGUUUACUGAUUUCUAUAUAUUAAAUAUUAUUUCUUAGUUAAGAAUAAUUGUCUUUUUGUAACAGAACAUUUACUGGUAUUUAAAACUUGCAUGAUUAUUAUUUAUAAAUAAAAGAGAUCUAGAUUUUUUUCUGUCAAACAUAUUGUCCUAUUCUUUUUCAAAUUUUAUUAAGUUUCAAGGAGAAAUUCUUAUGAAAUUUAUUUUACUAUUGUUUUAAUGAUCUACUACAUAUACCACUGAAGGUAUUUAUCAGCUACCUGUAGUUGGCUACUAUCAUUCCAUGUGUUUUUCUUCUAUUUACAGUAUUACAUUGUGUUCCUGUUAGUUUACAUGUGAAUGUAUACUAUUCCUAUAUGUAAUAUUUAAUAUUUGCUGUACUUCUAGGGGAUCUACAAAUUGUACAUUUUUUUUAAUUUAAGUGUCUAUUAUACAAGUGGGAGUCAUCUACUCAUCAAUUCAUUAAUAUCAUUCUUUUUUAAUUUGUAUAGAUUCUUCUGCAUGUUUUAAUCAAGCCUUUAUUUUUAUGACAUUGUAAGUGCCUUAACAUUAAUAUUUUGGGUAUGUACUUUACAAACUGUCUCUAAAAUAUAUUAUGGUUGAGGAUAAUAAUUUUUUGGUUUUCUUCCUCUUAUACAUCACAUUUUUAAUACAUUAAUUUGUCACAGUUUUAAUACAUUAAUUUGUCACAGUUUUAAUACAUUGAUUUGUCACAGUUUUAAUACAUUAAUUUGUCACAGUUUUAAUACAUUAAUUUGUCACAGUUUUAAUACAUUAAUUUGUCACAGUUUUAAUACAUUAAUUUGUCACAGUUUUUCAAAAUGUACACUGGCUAUUUAUUUCACUGGUGAAAAGAAAAUUGUAAUUAGUCUUGUUCCACAACUUUAAAAAACAAAAAAAAAAAGUAUUUGAGUGAUGGAUGUACUGAACAUUCCGUUUCAGUUUGACAACUUACAAUUGAGCGUAUGAUUGUUAAGAUAUUAGGCCUAUAUUUUAUUGAAAGUAUCUAUAGUUGAAAAUUAAAUUUAAAAAAAUGCUACAGUUUUAUUAAGAACAAAUGCACAAAAUAGGUCAUGACUCCCUGUUUUUUCAUAACUUACCACCAUGAAAUAAUCUAAUUUGCUUUAAAUUAAACACAUUUUAACAUGUUCAUAAUUAAUUCCUGUGCAUUUGUAUAUUUUUUUUUUACUUUUGCUUUUAUGCCAGAACUUUUUUUUAACCAUAUUUCCACCAACAUCCCCAGAACAAAUACAUCUAGCAUAUAUAAUGAUUGCCCACCCAUUCUGGCACUUUUUAGGUAGUAAGUUGUCAGAUUUUAAUCAAAAGUUUUCAAAAAGUAGAUUUAGUGUCCACUUCUCAACUCAUCACAAUUAUAUGUUGGUACAUUUACAACACAUCAAUUAUCUUCAAAUGUGCUACACCUUUGUCUUUUCAUUAAUUUUGUUAGGAUUACAAGUUGGGUUACAUUAAUUGAUUUUUUAAAGGUUACUGUUUAAGAUCUAUAAUUAAAGAUAACCUUGAUCUAAAAGCUACUAUUGCAAUUGAUUUUUUCAAUAAAUUUUCUUUAUAAUUUAAGAAGUUUGGAAAUGGUAAUAAAAUAUAUAGAAAUAUGAGCUGUUUUUGAAAAAGAUUUCACUCCUAAGGCUCACAUUUAUUACAUGGAAUCUUUUCUUUUCCCAUUCCCAGAAAUCUUACUGUAAACAUGUAUAUGAAGAAAUCCAUUCCUGUUAUAGAAUUUAAUAAACUCAGUACUAAGACAUUGAUCUUGGGCACAGGGAUUUUUCUAUUAAAUAGAUCUGUUGUUAGAGAGGAAUAUAAAAUCUCUAAAAUAUCUUGAUUUUUUUAAACUAUGCCAGUGAUAUGUGUUUCUGUUAAUGUCUUUCAUGUGUUCAAUUUCAAAUCAUGACUAAUGUUACUAUUUGUCAAUGUUAUCAGCAUAAUAAAUUAUUUACAGGUCUUAAAAACUAUGAAAUAAUUAAAUUAGUGUUGUGAAUAUUUCUUUUUCUUAAAAGAUGAAAUUUUAUAUAUUUUUUUAAUUAAGUGUCGUUAAAAACAAUUUUUAACUAAGAUAAGACUUAGUUUAAACAAGUAGUGAGUGACUUACUGAUAAGAUCAAGCUUAUUUUAAGUAAAUUCUUCCAAAAAAUCAUUUGAAUUGUAAAUUAAUUAUGAGAAUUUCUGCUAGCAAUCAUUAAAGAAAGAACUUGCUUAUUAGUAUUUGUUCUAUUAAUAAAUGUUGACACUAUUUAAAACUAUGAGGUAAAUCUUAUUGACAAAAAUUAUUGGUUGCAAAAAAAAAACAACUAGAGAUUUAUAUUUUUUUAUUUAUUUUACUUUACAAUUAAAUGAAAUCAAAUCUUGUGUCAUUGUUUAUAAUGCUUGAAGGGUAAUACAGUUCAGUGAGGAAACAGGUCUGCGCUUCAGAUCCCUAUUAUACAUUAUUCCUGCAAUCACUUGAACUAAUUAGUUGAACUUUGUAAUUAGAAUAUUAUUCACAACAGUUAAUUAAUUAGAGAUUGUCUACAGUUGUCUAAUUAUGUAUAAAGCAACACAGUGAUUGCUGGUGGAUUAUUGAUGUAUCCCGAGUACUAUUAGAGCAUGAAAUGGGUUGCAUGAGUCAGCCAGGAAAACCAAUGACUUGGCAGAAUUUAAGUCAUUCAUCAACAUGCAUGACUAAAUUGACCUAGGGACACUUGUAGGAUGUAAUCAUCUUCUUUUUUGAAGUAAUGUCUUUUAUAAAGAUAAUAUCUCUAACAUAAACUAAUUCCUGAUUUGUUCACUUCAAUGCAGCUUUAAUAAGAAAUAUUUUAAAGUAUGUAAGCUGCAAAAUAUUAAUAAUGGUUCUAAUAAUUAGACAUCAUAAUUGGUAGAAUUGAUGUACAUAUGGUUUCUUCUAGCCAUCUUUUUGCUGCUGAGCUGUAGGUAGUUUUGUUUUAUAGUUUGUACCAAGGAAAAGAUUAUUUUCCUUUCAUUUUGUGUUCUGAGAGGUUUCUAUUAACUUUUAAAAAUAAUCUCCACAUUUUGAGAACGUAUUUGAUCAUUACUGUUGUUACCCUUGACUAUAAAAACUUACACAAUAUCACACUAGCCCCAAAAGUCCUCAUGAUGAACUACCCCAUCUUUUAUUACAGUACUAAUAAUACAGACUUGGAUAGUACUAUUCAGACCUUCAUCAUAAAAUGCCAAUAAGAGAUAAAGGAGCCUGCAGUUAGUCUCCUGGUACAAAAUUGGUCAUGUCUCAAAGACUGUUUCAAAAGUGGGAUAAUUGUUUUCAGGUCAAAAUUAAAGAGAAAGUACAACUAUUAGAACAAAAUUUAAGCAUUAUUCAUACAUGAAUUCAUAUCAGAAUCUAUUUUGUUGUGAUUUUAUUUUAUGCUUCAUUUACUAUUGUAAACUAAGUAUUGAGAUGAUUUAUUUUAUUUUGUUUACAUUAACAAAAAUGUCAUUUGUGUUGAAAACAGAAGUCCACUUCUAAGACAUUGAGCUGCUUCUAAACUCCAUUGUUCUAUUAUUAUAUAUGACUUGUAUGUGUUUACUCCUGCAUUUUGUUUAUAUCUUGGGACCACAAUUAUGACAUUUUAUUUUUUUGGUGGUCUGAACUAUUCACUUGUGGUUUCUAAGUGUCAAAAGACUUCUGGAUAGUAGAUUAGGAAUUGUUAUAUCUUACAAAAAAGUGACCUAGAAUAAAAUACAAAACUGUAGUUGUUAAACAGAUUAAGUUUUUUUUUUAAUUGUUGUUUUUAUGUGAUUCAAUGCAUCAAUAAAUUGCUGUCAUGCCA